CGUCCCGCGACCCCGGGCCUCCCGCCGCGGGCAGCCGAGGGCGGCAUGAGGGACUACGACGAGGUGACCGCCUUCCUGGGCCAGUGGGGGCCCUUUCAGCGCCUCAUCUUCUUCCUGCUCAGCGCCAGCAUCAUCCCCAACGGCUUCAACGGCAUGUCCAUCGUGUUCCUGGCGGGGGUCCCCGAGCACCGCUGCCGGGUGCCCGAGUCCGCGAACCUGAGCGGCGCCUGGCGCAACCACAGCGCCCCGCUGCAGCGGCUGCAGGACGGCCGCGAGGUGCCCCACAGCUGCCGCCGCUACCGGCUCGCGGCCGUCGCCAACUUCUCGGCGCUGGGGCUGGAGCCCGGCCGCGACGUGGACCUGCAGCAGCUGGAGCAGGAGAGGUGCCUAGAUGGCUGGGAGUUCAGCCAGGACGUCUAUCAGACCACCAUCGUGACCGAGUGGAACCUGGUGUGUGAGGAUGACUGGAAGGCCCCGCUCACAAUCUCCUUGUUUUUCGUGGGUGUCCUCGUGGGCUCCUUCAUUUCAGGGCAGCUCUCAGACAGGUUUGGCCGGAAGAACGUGCUGUUUGUCACCAUGGGCAUUCAGACAGGCUUCAGCUUCCUGCAGAUCUUCUCAACAAACUUCGAGAUGUUUGCUGUGCUGUUUUUCAUUGUAGGCAUGGGCCAGAUCUCCAACUACGUGGCAGCAUUUGUCCUGGGAACAGAAAUUCUUGGCAAGUCGAUUCGUAUUAUAUUCUCCACGUUAGGCGUGUGCCUAUUCUAUGCAGCUGGCUUCAUGGUGCUGCCACUGUUUGCUUACUUCAUCAGAGACUGGCGAAUGCUGCUUCUGGCGCUGACGGUGCCUGGCGUGCUGUGCGCUGUGCUCUGGUGGUUCAUCCCUGAGUCCCCCCGGUGGCUCAUCUCUCAGGGACGAUUUAAAGAGGCAGAGGUGAUCAUCCGUAAGGCUGCCAAAAUCAACGGGAUUGCUGCACCAUCGACCAUCUUUGACCCAAGUGAGCUGCAAGACCUAAGUUCUCAGAAGCCUCAGUCCCACAGCAUUCUGGAUCUGCUCCGGACACGGAAUAUCCGAAUGGUCACCAUCAUGUCCAUAAUUCUGUGGUUGACCAUAUCAGUGGGCUAUUUCGGUCUUUCCCUUGAUACUCCAAACUUGCACGGGGAUAUCUACGUGAACUCCUUCCUCUCAGCAGUGGUGGAAGUCCCGGCCUACACUUUGGCCUGGCUGCUGCUGCGGCAUCUGCCCCGGCGCUACUCCAUGGCUGCCGCCCUCUUCCUGGGUGGCAGCGUUCUUCUCUUCGUGCAGCUGGUACCUCCAGAGUUAUAUUAUUUGGCUACCACCCUGGUGAUGGUGGGCAAGUUCGGAGUCACUGCUGCCUUUUCCAUGGUCUACGUGUACACAGCCGAGCUGUACCCCACAGUGGUCAGAAACAUGGGUGUGGGGGUCAGCUCCACAGCGUCCCGCCUGGGCAGCAUCCUGUCUCCCUACUUCGUUUACCUAGGUGCCUAUGACCGCUUCCUGCCCUACAUUCUCAUGGGAAGUCUGACCAUACUGACAGCCAUCCUCACCUUGUUCCUCCCAGAGAGCUUUGGCACUCCCCUCCCAGACACCAUUGACCAGAUGCUAAGGGUCAAAGGACUAAAAUAUAGGCAAACUCCAAGCCACACAAAAAUAAUCAAAGAUGAUGAAGAAAGCCCUACAGUCCUUAAAAGCACAGCCUUCUAACAAAAACUCCAGAAAGUGAGAAUGUGAAGAUGAAAGACUGCGUCUUUUCAGAAAUGACCUGUGCAGACAUAGUCCUCCCAUGCAAAGGUCUUUGCUGUUCCUCUUGUUGACCCUGUGUCUGACUUGCAGGUAAAGGGACGCCCAGCCUUGGAGGCCCAGGAUGGUCCUAGAGCACCAUCUUCCCUCCAGCGACGCCAUGCUACCUACCGACAGCCAGCCUCAAAGCAGUCCUAACUAUUGCAGUGAUAGACUUGGCACUUUCUAAGAUGUUAACUAUUCACUAGGACCAGUGGAAUUUGGAAGAAUAUGAAAGGCAUCUGCUAAACUUUCAUCUCAUUUUCAGACUGCCUGAUAAAAGUGGAGGUCUGGUCGCCUCCCACACCACCCCCAAUUUUUCCCCCUUUCUUUCUAAUGGUGCACUUUAGAGGAAAAGAAAUAAUUUCACAGGGAGUUUGAUUUCUAGCUUUUGCUGCUUCCCCAGGGCAGGAAAGGAAAGCACGGGUCUGGGGAAACGUAAUUAAUUUGGAGGGACCUGAGCAUACGGGCAAGUGCGUUGAUCUGUGAGCUUUUGGACACUCGGUGUGACAGCUGGGUAGACUUGUUUACGUCUGGUCAAAGCACAGGGCUUGUCCAGGUCCAUGGAGAUGCCUCACUGACUCCACUCUUGCUGUCAAUGCUAUGUAAGUCAAACCUCCUGGCUACUGUGGUUUCUUAUAGUAGGGCUUGAAGGAAGAGAGAGAGAAACACAAACUUGUCUCUUCUCUUAAAACUAUAACGUAGAUUUUAUUUGUUUGUUCUGUUUGUGUUUGUUGUCCUGUCUUUUUCUCCUUAAGUUAUUUGCCCUUCAGAAUUGACUUGGGAAAGGCUGGUUCCUUCAUCUCCUGAUUUUUGUCCUUUUGUUUUUUUUGUGUGGGUUUGUUUUUUGUUUUUUUUUUUUUUUCUGUAACCCAGAAUCACUCUGGCAAUGCUCUGCUGUUGCCACUUGUGCAAGGCCUCCCCAGUCUUAGCCACUAGUACUUCUCUGAGUGCCAAAAGUGAUGUUGUUAUGUGUGCUCCUUUUGUGAUACCUAAUCAUGGGGGGAAAUUAUAAAAAAGGGACAUAUUGUGUUCACAGUCUUUCAGAGUUGCUCAUGUCAGUUGUGUCACAUUAGGAGAUAUUUUGUGUUUAGAUUGUCCUCUCUUUUCUGAUUAUGUUACCAUGGUACUCCCAAAGAAUGUGUUUCACCUGAUUAAAAAAAACCUUAUUUUUGUGAAAGCUACUGAAGUGCCUUGGGAAAUGAAGAAGUUUUAAUAAAUAAAAUGAUUUUUUAAAUAAUAGCAACUGCCUAAAACUUUCUACCAUUGUUAAGUCUUGCCACACUCCACCUGAUGUGCCAGCUUGGGCUGAUUCUAGCAAUGAUUUGCUACUAGUCUCUAAGGCUGAUUGAAUCCCGUGAGCUAGGAACCUCCAUCCCAUCAUUAUUGUGCACUCUGCCAGCCUUCUUAUUCAAGUGUCGUAGCCAGGAUUCCAGAAAGCACAUUGCUUCUGUACAGUUAGGCAGUUUAUUGCAGAACAAAUCCAGGGAGCAGGAGUAAAGGAUAGGCCUGAGGAAACAGGAAGAGGCGGAAAACCAGCACAAGGAUGCAUUGUGUUAUCAGCUGGGACGGCAACAAGGUUCUCUGCUCAACCCAACCAGAACUUGUGAGGAGCACUGUGAAACGUAUUUCAAAACCCUCUGCACCGUGGAGCAAAGGGGGAAGCAUUUAUCUAUCGGCUCUCAUUCCCCCUUCAACAAAGGUGGCCCCAUAGAUGUCAGCUCCCCACACUUCCAAGUUGUACAUACCUGAGU
Molecule: messenger RNA, 3551 nt
Organism: Talpa occidentalis (Iberian mole)
Lineage: Eukaryota; Metazoa; Chordata; Mammalia; Eulipotyphla; Talpidae
Gene: SLC22A5
Product: solute carrier family 22 member 5
Exons: 10
Coding region: 46-1722 (558 amino acids)
Biological process (GO): transmembrane transport; carnitine transport
Cellular component (GO): membrane
Molecular function (GO): transmembrane transporter activity; ATP binding
Source: RefSeq, a predicted model, not a curated record